Molecule: messenger RNA, 882 nt
Organism: Alternaria burnsii
Lineage: Eukaryota; Fungi; Ascomycota; Dothideomycetes; Pleosporales; Pleosporaceae
Product: transcription factor fet5
Exons: 3
Coding region: 1-882 (293 amino acids)
Molecular function (GO): GTPase activity
Source: RefSeq, a predicted model, not a curated record
AUGUCUAAAUAUGGAACCCUGGUUAUGGGGCCAGCAGGCGCUGGCAAGUCGACCUUUUGUACAGCCCUCAUCCAGCACCUCCAGAACAGCAAACGUCCAUGUUUCUACGUGAACCUGGAUCCCGCCGCCGAAGAAUUCGCAUUCGAGCCCGAUCUAGAUAUCAAGGAUCUGAUCAGCCUGGAAGAUGUCAUGGAAGAGAUGAGCUUGGGGCCCAACGGCGGCCUGAUAUACUGCUUUGAGUUCCUCAUGGAGAACCUCGAUUGGCUGACGGACCCGCUUGAGGAGGUUACUGAGGAGUACCUCAUCGUGUUCGACAUGCCAGGCCAGAUCGAGUUGUACACCCACGUACCGAUAUUACCAAACCUGGUGAAGCACCUCAUGACGGGUUCACUUAACAUACGCAUGUGCGCUGCCUACCUCCUCGAAGCGACCUUUGUCGUCGACCGACCCAAGUUCUUCUCUGGCACACUCUCCGCCAUGAGCGCCAUGAUGAUGCUGGAAAUGCCGCACAUCAACAUUCUGAGCAAGAUGGACCUGGUGAAGGGACAAAUAGCGAAGCGCGACCUCAAACGAUUCGUUGAUGUCGAUGCAGAUUUGAUCGAGGAUGAUCCGGCGCGCAAGAAGACAACACCCGAGGAAGAGAGGAAAUACAGAGACCCAGCGUCGACCGAGAGCCUGAUGAGCGGAUCAUCUUUCCACAAGCUGAACAAGGCUGUUGCCGAGCUUAUUGAUGGGUUUAGCAUGGUCUCUUUUCUCAAGCUGGAUGUCCAGGACGAGGACAGUCUGGGCGCCGUGCUAAGCUAUAUCGACGACGCUAUCCAGUUCCACGAAUCGCAAGAGCCCAAGGAGCCGAAAGAUAUGGAAGUAGAAGCCGACAUGUGA